Messenger RNA from Monosiga brevicollis MX1, 1112 nucleotides. RefSeq lists its product as uncharacterized. The transcript has 2 exons. Gene Ontology annotation, biological process: regulation of cell shape; establishment or maintenance of cell polarity; small GTPase-mediated signal transduction. The coding region runs from base 46 to 624 and encodes 192 amino acids. Lineage: Eukaryota; Choanoflagellata; Craspedida; Salpingoecidae. The record is from RefSeq and is a predicted model, not a curated record. Gene Ontology annotation, molecular function: protein kinase binding; GTP binding; GTPase activity. Gene Ontology annotation, cellular component: cytoskeleton; cytoplasmic vesicle; cell projection.
AGGGUUUGUUUUUCCUGUUUCUUUUCAGGAUCAGAAAUCAGCAAGAUGCAAGCCAUCAAGUGUGUGGUUGUCGGUGACGGCGCCGUCGGUAAGACGUGCCUGCUCAUCUCGUACACGACCAACGCCUUCCCCGGCGAGUACAUCCCUACCGUCUUUGACAACUACUCGGCCAACGUCAUGGUCGAUGGCAAGCCCAUCAACCUUGGCCUCUGGGAUACCGCCGGUCAGGAGGAUUACGAUCGCCUCCGCCCCCUCUCCUACCCCCAGACGGACGUUUUCCUCAUUUGCUUCUCCGUCAUCAGCCCCGCCUCCUUUGAGAACGUUCGCGCAAAGUGGUACCCCGAGGUCAGCCAUCACUGCCCCCAGACCCCCAUCAUUCUUGUUGGUACCAAGCUCGAUCUGCGCGAUGAUAAGGAUGCUAUUGAGAAGCUCCGUGAGAAGAAGCUCCAGCCCCUGACCUACCCCCAGGGUCUUCAGAUGGCCAAGGAGAUCAAUGCUGUCAAGUACCUCGAGUGCUCAGCCCUCACCCAGAAGGGCCUCAAGACGGUCUUUGAUGAGGCCAUUCGUGCCGUCCUUAGCCCGCCCAAGAUCACCAAGAAGCGUUCGGGAUGCAUGAUCCUCUAAUCGACCUGCCCUGUUACUUGUCGUUCAUGCCCCCUCCCCUUUUGUUUUUCGUGUUCUUCCUUUCAUGACUGGCUUCCGUUGCUGUGUCGUUUUCUCGGAAAGUCGUUCCUUCGCUACUCGCAUCCCACUCCUUCUUUCUUACAGCCAGUUCUUGUCUUGUGGCUCCAUGCUUUCUGUGUAUGGUUUGUUUGUUUUUCUUUUUCUUCUUUUUUUUUGCAUGGUCCACGGCAAAAAAAAAAAUGCCCAACUUAAACGUGUCUGCGGUGCAGCACCCUGGCACGACGGCUUGAUCCCUUGAUCACCGGUCAACACACUGAUGUCUUUCUUGCUUCUCGGAUGCUCCUGAGCAAUCGUCUUAGGUCUCGCGACGAAGAGUCUCGUGUGUUUUUACUUUCCCCUUCAUCGCUUAUUCCUCUCCGCCCCUCUUGUAUUGCUCUUGUGUGUUACUCUUUUUGUGCUCGUGGAUUGGAAUCAAACCGUCAAAAUGC